Messenger RNA from Toxotes jaculatrix (banded archerfish), 4276 nucleotides. Its product is annotated as sperm-associated antigen 1-like. Bases 1 to 2835 code for a protein of 944 amino acids. The transcript is spliced from 19 exons. The record is from RefSeq and is a predicted model, not a curated record. Gene Ontology annotation, molecular function: heat shock protein binding. Gene Ontology annotation, cellular component: mitochondrion; cytosol. NCBI's taxonomy places the organism in Eukaryota, Metazoa, Chordata, Actinopteri, Toxotidae.
AUGAGUGCAGAAGCGGUUUUCUCUCUUCAACACCAGUCCACCAGCGUUGACCACUGGGGGAAGGUCCCUGUGGAGCACUUGGACUAUGAUUACAUUGAAAAAUGCAAAGAUGUGAAAUACCUGGAGAAGAUCUUGAAAGUACUGAGGUCUGGUGAGGAGGGUGUGUAUCCGCACCUGAUCAAGUUCUGUGAGAGUCACUUGGAGAAACUAAACCCUAAAAGCCCAGCCCUCAGGAAGGAAAACCUUGUAGCAACAGCAGCCAGCUUCUCUAAAGAUGAGUGGAGCCAAAUUAUGGAUGAGUUGAAGACAUGGCAAGAGGAAACCAAAAAGACUGAAACUUCACUAAAACAGCAGUCAAUGUUUGAUGAGCUAGCCGCUGAAAAUAUGCCACCUAUAAGGGGUUCCAAUGGCUCCAUUCCACUGAGUCAGAGGUCCAAUGCAAAAGGAAAGGGGAAUUCUUCAAAAUGCACUCUCCCACGUGAUUAUCAAGAAUGGGACAAGUUUCAUGUGGAAAGAGAAUGUGAACUGAUUGAUGAGAACGUGGGAAAACAUUAUCCACCAGCCACUACAAUCACAGGACAUCCUAAAAUCAAGACAAAAGUGGAUGUUUCAUUGCUGACACAACAGGAGAAGCUCUUCCUGGCAAAUCGUGAAAAGGACAAAGGCAAUGAAGCUUUCAGAGCAAACGAUUAUGAGGAGGCAGUUGCAUACUAUUCCAGGAGCCUUUCCAUUGCACCAACUGUGGCUGCAUACAACAACAGAGCCCAGGCAGAGAUCAAUCUCAAGCACUGGCACAAAGCCAUGACAGACUGCCAGAGUGUACUCGAGCUGGAACCAGGCAAUGUGAAAGCCCUACUACGUCGUGCCACUGUGCACAAGCACAUGAGCAACUUCCAGCUGGCUGUUGAAGACCUGAGGGUGGUGCUUAUGGAAGAGCCACACAAUGCUGCAGCCAAACAACUUCUGUCUGAAACUGAGAAGCUGAUGGAAAGUCAACCAGAGCAGAAAAGCAAAGGCAAAAAAAUCCUCAUCCAAGAAGUUGAAGAUGAAGAUGACAAUAGUAACGAGACAAAAGUAGAAGAACGCACUUGUCUGGUUGAACCAAGCCAGCCUGUGGGAGGGGAGGAGAACUCAGCUGCUCUUGUGGAAAGGGGAGAUAUGGGUAACGCUCAAAAAAAGCCCCACGGCAGAGGGGACGGGGGUCCACACAGUGAGUCCAACAACUCUUACCCAGGACACUGGAGGAGCAAAGGAGGCAGCUCAGACAAGUACAAAGUCACACAGGAGUCUAAGGAAAAGGUAUCCAAUGGAACAAGCAAGAGGGGCUCGACAGCUUCAGUUCAGGCUGAUCAGAGCGGCAGCGGCAAGGGAACUCCGGUUGGAGGAACUGCAGGGGAAACUAUCAACCUUGAUGCCCCAUGUGGAGCCCUGCCCCCACCUCUGGCCCGGCUAAAAAAUGAAGGAAACCUGCUGUUUAAAAAUGGACAGUUUGGCGAUGCACUGGAGAAAUACUCACAAGCCAUUCAAGGAUAUACUGAGUCAGGGAUUGAUAGUCCAGAGGAUCUAUGUAUUCUGUAUUCCAACAGAGCAGCUUGCUACCUGAAGGAUGGCAACAGUCAAGACUGCAUACAGGACUGCACGAGAGCUCUGGAGCUGCAGCCAUUCUCCCUAAAGCCCCUCCUGCGCCGGGCCAUGGCUUAUGAGUCCCUGGAGCGCUACCGAAAGGCCUACGUGGAUUACAAAACCGUCCUGCAGAUAGACAUCAGUGUGCAGGCAGCACACGACAGCGUCAACAGGAUCACCAGGCUACUGAUUGAUCAGGACGGUCCAGAGUGGAGAGAGAAACUCCCAGAUAUUCCCCUGGUGCCUCUGUCAGCUCAGCAGCACCGCAGAGAGGAGCCACCCAGUGCAGAGGUUCUCCAGGCCCGAGCAGAGAAGGCCGCCAGGGACGCAGAAAGGAAAGCAGAAGUUCGUUUUACAGCUUUUAAGCAAGAAGGCAACGACUUUGUGAAGAAGGGCCAGUACCAGGAUGCACUGGGAAAGUACACUGAAUGCCUUAAGCUAAAGCCAGAGGAGUGCGCUAUCUACACCAACAGAGCCCUCUGCUACUUGAAGCUGGAGAGGUUUACUGAGGCCAAGCAGGACUGUGAUGCAGCUCUGAAACUGGAGCCAACCAAUAAGAAAGCCUUCUACAGACGAGCUCUGGCCAAUAAAGGCCUCAAGGAUUACCUGGCGUGCAGCUCUGACCUGCAGGAGGUGCUGCAACAGGAUCCCAACGUGCAGGAGGCUGAGAAGGAGCUAGAGGAGGUCACGGUGCUGCUCAGACAGAGUCUGGCCAAGUCCUCACCAGCCAAGCCCCGGAAGACUGUCCCCAUCACAGAGGUCGAAGGUGAUGAGGAAACGACAGCCGUCCCUAACUCAGAGGGCACCUGCAAAGGAGAGGACAUCGCCAUCAACCUCAAGCCAACCAAUGUCUACGAGUUCGGCCAGGCCCUGAAUGCAGCUCGCUGCAGCGGAAACAUGGCGGCCUGCGCUGACCUGCUGGCCUCCACAGCCCCAGAGAUGCUUCCACAGUACCUGAGCACCCAGUUGGACGGACACACCAUCAGCUUCAUCAUGCAAGUGCUAGACUCCCACCUACUGGAGAAAGACCCCAACCUGGUCUACCAACACCUCAACCAUUUGCACACCGCUGACAGGUUCUCGACUGUGCUGAUGCUGCUGGAGAAGGACGAGCGUCGCCACAUGACUCAUCUGUUUGAGCAUCUGUCAGCUACGGAGAGCACAGAGUUCACCAAGAACGAUGUUCAGAACCUAGCCAACAAAUACAUCUGACCCCCCUCUGCCCCUGCUCCCUGUUGCAUGAGCUGCUGCACCACCACAACUCUUGGAUCUAUGCAAAACAUUGCACAAGAACUGAGUAAGCAAAGGCAGGAAGCUGUAGAAUAUGGCCCAGAGCAAUACAGCGGAACUGGGUUACAUUCACUAUACUGAUCUGUACUGUAAAUGAUCAUCGUUAUGUUUGAAUAACAGGAUGUGGAAUUUUUCUCUCUGGAACAUUUUGCUAUGCAGAUUUACCUUUGUACCACCACCAACAACUCGAGCUGUACAUCACACAGACAGCAGGAUACUAUGGACCUUUCAUUUUAGUGUAUUGAUAAGUAGUGUCCAAUGUACAAAGUUAUGAAAGACUACAGGCAGGUGUGUCCUCUUACAGGCUGUAACGUUUGCUCACUCAGCUGGUCGGGUCCUUGAACCCUGUCAGUGUUCUGAUGACAGCCCUUUGAUAAAUGAGCUGCCGUCAGACACGAGCCGAGAUCAGAAAUGAUAUUCGGUGCUUCCUGAAUAUUACAUAGCACAGGAACAAGUGAGGUCAUUUGCUACUGAGAUAAUUAAAGAUGAUCUUUGCAGCAGGACAGAACCAUAAGAUAAAGCAACUUUAACAGUUUUAUUAUGUCCAUAUGUACUGUAUUAUCUUUGAGGAACAAAUAAGCCUGCGGGAGAAAGGGUUGCUGUGUGGUAACAGUAUCUGCUGGACUGGGUGAGAAAAUACAGUUUGUAACCUUAUAUGACUCAGAUGCUCUUUUGUUUAUUCCGCUAUGCAAUUAGCAUAUCUGGGUUCUAAUGUAAGAUCACAUUUAAAAACCUGGUGUUUGUUUCUUUUCCAUGAGGAACGAUGAAGUCAUUCACUGUUUGUUUACCAAAUUAGCCUGCCAGGCAACGCACAUCUGCACAUUCAUCUUCACAGCAGUUCAGCCACGCAGACGUGUACACACGGGGGAGAAGCAGCAUCUUUAUGAGAUGUGUGCCUUGGAUUUCAGACUAUGGGCUGAUUUAGCUUCGGUGAGUGUACAGACAUUCCUACAGAGAGAGUAUAUUUAUGUCAUUCAGUAGCUUUUAUCAUAUUGUUAAAUUGCUUGGAUUCACAUCAUAAAUGAUACAUAUAUUCACUUAGCUACAUGCAUGUAAUUAUUUAAAAUGUGUCUUUUAUUUGCUAAUUUAAAGACAUUCUGUCCAUGUUAAGUAUUUAAAUGAAUAUUCCAGUCAACCAAGACUGCCUGAAUCCAAACCAACGUUUUCUUUUUUUUUUUUUUUCAAAUGUUUUAUCAGCUCUACAUGAAUGUACCAAAUUUAGUUCAGGGUGACAAGUUGGUGGGUAAGAGGCAAUAAUUACACGUUCCAGUUUCUCCUGAUUGUGGUUUUAAAUUAUAUUUCAGCAGAUAUGUAAAAAUGUGUACAAUAUUAACAGAGGGCUAUUCAAUAAACUGGAGAAAAA